AUGUCGACGACGCUGUUGAUAGACACAUUUCAUCCUUUCCCCUCACUGGCCCUGACUUUACCGUCGGAGACCCUCCUCGCCGACGUACCAUCGCAUCUGCUGGACUUCAUACCGUCUUUUUCGGAGUUAGACCUCGCACUUACCCUUCCAUCGGGUUCCCUGCCACUCGAUUCAAGGCCGCUCAGCGCCCUCUGGGCGCGUGACGCUGCGUAUUUUGGAAAUGGAAACGACGAAGAUGUCGCAUAUGGCGCGAAGUCAUGCAGACUCAUUAGUUUGCGACUCGUGCCACGUCUCCGCGGCGGAAAGGGCGGCUUCGGUUCGCAACUCCGUGCGGCGGGUGGGCGGAUGAGUAGCCAGAAAACGAGCAACAAUGAUUCAUGUCGUGACUUGAAUGGACGCCGCCUCAGCACGCUCAAAGAGGCGAAAACCCUAGCAGCAUAUCUGGAAUUCGAGCCGGAACGUAAAAAGGCUCAACAAGAAGCUCAACGGGCUAAACUUGAAAAACUUGAGAAGCGUUUGGGCAUUAACGGAAAAGGUAAAGAGAAAGCAGACGGUGACGAUGCUCCCGUUGGCGCAAAGCGACGAUUUGAUGAUACGGAGUACUUGGAGCAAAGCCGGGAUAUUGUGGAUAAUGUUAAGAGCGCCGUCGUUGCGGGGAUGCUGAAGAAGAAAAAGAAAGCAAAGACGUCACCAAGUCCAGAUUCUCAGGAGGCGGCGUCGUCUUCUUUGUCUUCUAAGUCGUCUGGAGCUUCUGGAGCACCUUCAAAUACUGAGAACAGCUCAAGCACGGAUGGGUUGGCCGAGAAGGCUUCCGACGUUACUGAGAAAGCUUUUGAAUCACCAAUGACUACACCUAUUAUUUCCACGGCUUCGGCAUCUCUUACUGCUAUCGGAGCAUGA
Messenger RNA from Fomitiporia mediterranea MF3/22, 900 nucleotides. RefSeq lists its product as uncharacterized. Gene Ontology annotation, cellular component: nucleus. The coding region runs from base 1 to 900 and encodes 299 amino acids. The transcript has 3 exons. Lineage: Eukaryota; Fungi; Basidiomycota; Agaricomycetes; Hymenochaetales; Hymenochaetaceae. The record is from RefSeq and is a predicted model, not a curated record.